Daktulosphaira vitifoliae (grape phylloxera) is the source of this 1416-nucleotide messenger RNA. RefSeq lists its product as uncharacterized. Lineage: Eukaryota; Metazoa; Arthropoda; Insecta; Hemiptera; Phylloxeridae. The transcript is spliced from 2 exons. The record is from RefSeq and is a predicted model, not a curated record. The coding region runs from base 1 to 1416 and encodes 471 amino acids. Gene Ontology annotation, molecular function: nucleic acid binding.
AUGCGUGUGGAACUGGAGCAAAUUAAUAAUAUUAAAAUCAAUCAUCUAGUUCUCGGCAUCGAAAAAAUUAAAAAACUAGAAUUACACGCGUUCGCUGACGCAAGUAUGCAAGCCUAUGGUGCUUGUAUAUACACACGCGCUACAGACAUUUAUGGUAAAGUAGUAAUAAAUUUAUUGUGUGCAAAAUCAAGAGUCGCGCCAUUAAAGGUAGUUUCGUUACCUCGGCUCGAACUGUUAGCUGCGCUUUUGGCCGCUCGCCUUAUGUCAAAAUAUGCACCAAAAUUACAGUUACCUAUAAAUGAAUAUUUUUAUUGGACAGAUUCGACACUGGUAUUAAAUUGGUUAUUAUCUCCGUCGUCUCGUUGGAAAACUUUUGUGGGAAACAGAGUAAGUGAAAUACAAGAGUUAACGUCUGUUUCACAAUGGAGGCAUGUUGCGUCCAGCGACAAUCCAGCGGACAUAGUGUCAAGAGGCUGUUUUCCAUCACAAAUGAAAGGUUUAGAUUUAUGGUGGAACGGACCUAGUUGGUUGAAAGGGGAACAUACUCAAUGGCCAAGUAACUUUCGAGAACUUAANAUACUCAAUGGCCAAGUAACUUUCAAGAACUUAAUUCUAAAAGUGAAUAUUUGUCUGAAGAAAAAUAAACUUUUACAUGUUGUGGCUUAUUGUCUUCGUGUGAAGUUAAAUUUUUUAUCGAGUGACACUAAUAUUUAUGGUCCUGUUGAAGUUACAGAAAUUGAAAAUGCCCUUAAACGAUUAGUGAAGGUAGCGCAACUAGAAGAAUUUUUUACUGAGUUGUGUGACUUAAAAAACUCAAAAUUAGUGUCCAGUAAAAGUAAACUUUUUCGUCUUAAACCAUUUCUAGACAACGAUGGUAUAAUCAGGGUAGGCGGUAGAUUAAAACAUGCCGUCUCACUAUCAUUUUUUCAAAAACAUCCGAUAGUGUUACCCGCUGAUAGUGCUUUUACAAAAUUAUUAUUUCUGGAUGAACACGAAAAAUCAUUACACGCCGGUCCACAAGCGAUGUUAGCUAAUAUACGUUUGAGAUAUUGGCCGAUUAAUGGACGUAAUAUAGCCAGAAAUAUAUCUAGAAAAUGUGUCAAAUGUUUCAAAUACAAACCGGUUGUAUUUGAGCCCAUCAUGGGUGACUUACCUAAGGACCGAGUCGAACCAGCGCGAGCCUUUGUUAAAUGUGGCGUAGAUUUUGCUGGUCCAGUGUUUGUGCGAUCUAGUUUGCGAAGAAACGCGCCUAAGACUAAAGCGUAUAUCAGUAUCUGGGUUUGUCUUGUCACAAAAGCUAUUCAUAUAGAAUUAGUAGGCGAUUUGACAGCGGAGUCUUUCCUUAAUACGUUACGGAGAUUCUGUGAUAGACGUGGUUAUUGUAUGGAUGUANUCUGUGAUAGACGUGGUUAUUGA